GCUGAUUCUCUUACCGAGGAGCAAGUCUCCGAGUUCAAGGAGGCCUUCUCCCUCUUCGACAAGGACGGUGAUGGCCAAAUCACUACCAAGGAGCUGGGUACCGUCAUGCGGUCCCUCGGCCAGAACCCUUCCGAGUCAGAGCUUCAGGACAUGAUCAACGAGGUUGACGCUGACAACAACGGCACCAUCGACUUCCCCGAGUUCCUCACCAUGAUGGCCCGGAAAAUGAAGGACACUGACUCUGAGGAGGAGAUCCGUGAGGCUUUCAAGGUGUUUGACCGCGACAACAAUGGCUUCAUCUCGGCUGCUGAGCUGCGUCACGUUAUGACCUCGAUCGGCGAAAAGCUUACCGAUGACGAGGUUGACGAGAUGAUUCGCGAGGCUGACCAGGACGGCGAUGGCCGCAUUGACUACAACGAGUUUGUGCAGCUCAUGAUGCAGAAAUAA
Geosmithia morbida is the source of this 447-nucleotide messenger RNA. Its product is annotated as calmodulin. Gene Ontology annotation, biological process: spindle pole body organization. The transcript has 6 exons. Gene Ontology annotation, molecular function: calcium ion binding; enzyme regulator activity. NCBI's taxonomy places the organism in Eukaryota, Fungi, Ascomycota, Sordariomycetes, Hypocreales, Bionectriaceae. Gene Ontology annotation, cellular component: central plaque of spindle pole body. The record is from RefSeq and is a predicted model, not a curated record. The annotation marks the transcript as partial.